AUCUGAACAAAGCUACAGCCUCCAAUAAUCCAACAAUUAGACCAUAACAGAUAGCAAAGGGAUAAUGUGGAUGACAACCAUGCCUUACUCAUCUCUCCCCAAACUCAGUUAUUACCAUAAUUUCCAUUUUCACCAUCAAAGAUGCUUCAACAUCAACCUCUCUAAAUUGACAAUUAGAGCAUCCUCUGCUGCCCCUCGUGUAGACCUCAAGACUCUAGAAUCUGCCAUUGCCAAGAAAGAUAGUAAUGAUGUUAAAGAGGCACUUGAUCAGCUGAGUGAAAUUGGUUGGGCCAAGAAAUGGAGUUCUCAGCCAUAUGUUUCACGUCGCACGACAUCACUCCGAGAGUUGACAACUCUAGGAAUAAAAAAUGCAGAGAACCUUGCAAUUCCUAGUGUCAGAAACGAUGCAGCUUUUCUUUUUACUGUGGUGGGAACAACUGGAUUUUUGGGUGUUCUGGCUGGCCAGCUUCCCGGGGAUUGGGGCUUCUUUCUACCAUACUUGAUUGGGAGUAUCUCCUUAGUAGUUUUGGCUGUGGGCAGCAUAUCCCCCGGGCUUCUCCAAGUAGCUAUUAGCAGCUUCUCAUCACUUUUUCCUGAUUAUCAGGAGAGGAUUGCCAGACAUGAAGCAGCUCACUUUUUAAUUGCUUAUCUGCUUGGGGUACCCAUUUUGGGCUAUUCACUGGAUAUUGGGAAAGAACAUGUCAAUCUCAUUGAUGAGAGGCUGGAAAAGCUUAUCUAUAGCGGUCAGCUUGAUGCCAAAGAGCUAGAUAGAUUGGCUGUUGUGUCAAUGGCUGGACUGGCUGCAGAAGGUUUAACAUAUGACAAGGUGGUUGGUCAAUCUGCCGAUCUUUUCACACUCCAGAGAUUUAUUAACCGAACCAAGCCACAACUCAGCAAAGAUCAACAACAAAAUCUCACAAGAUGGGCCGUUUUGUUUGCUGCUUCUCUCUUGAAAAACAACAAGGUGACUCAUGAAGCCUUAAUGGCAUCGAUGGCAAAGAAGGCAAGCGUGCUGGAGUGCAUUCAAACAAUCGAAAACGCAGCAUAAUUCAACAUUUAACUGUUUAAGCUGUGAAAUACAAAGUAUGACCAUUCAACAUUAUCCUUUGACACAAUCUAUUGUGUACAAAUUCUCCCACCACUUCUUGUUCAUACAAAGCCAACACAUUAGUUUAAACCUAUUUGAUACAAGUAAAUAGUUGCAAUUAUUUAGAUAAUGACAUAGGAUUGAAAACGGCAGUUCACAUAAUAGAAAUUGAAAACGGUAGUUCACAUAGUAGAGUCUUGGAGUUCUUAAUGAUAAACCCAUCCACGUUACAAAGAAUACAUUUCAUUAGCUAUGAAUGCUCAAGAAAGGGAGACAUAUUUGU
Abrus precatorius (Indian licorice) is the source of this 1370-nucleotide messenger RNA. RefSeq lists its product as uncharacterized. Gene Ontology annotation, molecular function: ATP-dependent peptidase activity; metalloendopeptidase activity; ATP binding. The transcript has 10 exons. Lineage: Eukaryota; Viridiplantae; Streptophyta; Magnoliopsida; Fabales; Fabaceae. The record is from RefSeq and is a predicted model, not a curated record. The coding region runs from base 65 to 1048 and encodes 327 amino acids. Gene Ontology annotation, biological process: proteolysis.